GAGCGCUGUAGACGUUUGACAGCUUCCCAGGUGGGAGAAGCUUCGAAAGGCUGUCAGACUUUACAUUUCUAUUUUAUCCCCCGGAACACCAUUCACAGUGAGUCUGGGGUUGCCACAGUCAAAAAACAACCACUCGAAGACCAAUCACUCCGGCAGCAUGAGCAAAAAGAAAAAGGAUUGGAAGACUGAAAAAGAGAGACUUCUCCACAUGGACCGCGAGGAAAGACGCAAAGAGGGCUAUCGUCGUCAAGAUUACAUAAGUCUGGACAAGAUUCCAACCUGGAGAGAAGAAAACUACUCUGAUAACAAAGAAGAUGGGAAGCUUUUGACUGGAGGAGGUGGUUUGAAUGAGAAAGUAUCUCUAUACAAAGGAGACAUUACUGUCCUGGAGUUGGAUGCCAUUGUCAAUGCUGCAAAUUCAAGUCUACUUGGAGGAGGAGGUGUCGAUGGCUGCAUACACAAAGCUGCAGGUUCCUGUCUCUAUGAUGAGUGUCAAACACUAAAUGGCUGUGAAACCGGCAAAGCCAAAAUCACCUGCGGCUAUGAUCUCCCUGCAAGAUUUGUGAUCCACACUGUGGGUCCAGUGGCCAGAGGUCAUGUGGGCCCCACCGAGACCAGUGACCUCACUUCCUGCUACCAGAACUCCCUCGGGCUGGUGAAGGAGUAUGGCUUGAGCACUGUGGCCUUCCCAUGUAUCUCCACAGGAAUCUAUGGGUUUCCCAAUGAGCCUGCAGGUGACAUUGCUCUGAACACAGUUAAAAGUUGGAUCGAAGAGAAUCCUAAUACAAUCACACGAGUCAUUUUCUGUGUCUUCCUAGAAACUGACUUCACCAUCUACAAGAAGAAAAUGUCCAUUAUAUUUGAAGACAAUGACAUGGAAGUUGCAGAAGAGCAGCUGAAGGGGGAUAACAUUUCACCAUCUACAAAAUCAACAGCCAAGGAUGACAACGACAAUAACAGAGAGGAAGCAAGUGAUGAAGACAAGGCUGACAAUGAUGCGGAAGGAGUUGAAGACGUGGUGAUGGAGAGUCAGAACCCAGACGAAGACUUGGGCCUUGAGGUGCUCAGCCAAGAGGAAGAUGAAAACAACAGUCAAGACAAACAUGAGGGUAUUGGAAGUGAACAAAAUGAACAUCAAAAAAUGGCUGUUAAUAUGGAUAAAGAUGAAGACAAAGCUGAAGAUGAGCAAACUGCUGCAAAGACUGAAGAAAAAGAUGCAGCAAAAUCCGCUAUGGAGAUGGAAGAUGCCUCCGAAACUGCACCUGGCACCAGCACUGGAGAGGGGAUACAUAAUCAUGUUGAGACUUCAGAGGAACCUGAAUCCAAUCUGACUGACAGCAUUAAGUCCAAAGAUGCUGCUGAGAAGAAAGAAUGACCGCCUGAGGGAAGGACAAUCAACCUCAUAUGACAGCCAGCAAACUGAGCGGAGGCCAUUCACAAUAGAAUCAGACAAGCCCAAUUGCGGUUUGGGUGCUGUCACGGGUUCAAGAGAUCCAUUCGUUCGCAUUUUCAGCUUUGUCUUGCCCUUCCCUUAUUUGUUAAUGCAACCCCUAGCCCUAAAGUUAUGUGUGUACGCAACCUUCCGUGGGGACUUGAACAUAUCAACCAGAAAAGACGAGCCUUGCCUCAAUGUGUCAUCGCAAUGCCUUUGUGCCAGUUGAAUGUGAGGAAAUGAAACGAGUCUCAUUGUUAGAGCCACGCCCACUGAGAGAACAUGGUACCAACUUGCUGGCUGUCCGAUUCAGGUUCAGAGAGUCACAUAUUUCCCUUAGAUAGCCCAUAAACAAUUCUUCAGUUCAAGCUACCUUGAUCUAGACCAAGGUUUCUCAUCAACCUUUUUUUUUUUUUUUUUUUUAACUUCUCAACACCCUCCCAGUCUAAAAAUUAUGAUUGUCUUCUAACAGAUGAACUCGACAUCUCCCUCUCCUACCUUCGACACCCUCUCCCCCUUUGCCUUUUCUUCACCGUUUCCUGUGCAUGCCAGCAAAUUAGUUUUACAAAAAUAGUCGUUUCUGCUUGUCUCCUUUUCAGAUUGUCAAAUAUUGUGGAAAAAUCUGCCUUAUUUCACAUCAAACAUGCAAUCGCUAUCACAGAGUUAAGGAGAUGGUCCAAGUAUUCAUUCUAGGUUUUCUUUUCAGAUUUUAUUUUUGUCAUUUAUAAGUCAUCAAAUGGCUUGUACCUGUUGAUUGUUCUUGAGUUCUUUGAAAUGAUUUUUAGUUUAAUGUUCCUUAUGGCUCACUUUCAGUGGUGCCACACUGAUGAUCAAAUAAGUUAGAGUUGUAUAAAAGAUGCCUUCAUACUUUGAUGUUUGCUUUGCUAAAAUAUAACUGAAAGAACUAAUAAAGAUUGA
Messenger RNA from Phycodurus eques (leafy seadragon), 2350 nucleotides. RefSeq names its product mono-ADP ribosylhydrolase 2 (gene macrod2). NCBI's taxonomy places the organism in Eukaryota, Metazoa, Chordata, Actinopteri, Syngnathiformes, Syngnathidae. Bases 158 to 1375 code for a protein of 405 amino acids. Gene Ontology annotation, biological process: purine nucleoside metabolic process; peptidyl-glutamate ADP-deribosylation; DNA damage response. The record is from RefSeq and is a predicted model, not a curated record. Gene Ontology annotation, cellular component: nucleoplasm. The transcript has 18 exons. Gene Ontology annotation, molecular function: ADP-ribosylglutamate-[protein] hydrolase activity.